AGAGACUGACGUCUGGUUAGAAUCCAUUGUGGAGCAACGUCUGGGUCAGGCUUGGAGCUGUGUUAUUGGCAUCAGGAACACCUUUGUUCUUCCUCCCCAAACAUGAGCUCAGAGGGGCAGAAGGGCAAGAAGAGAUACAAAUCUCAAUUCUGUGGCAAUGCCAAGAGGCAGAAGCGCCGCCAUGAUCUUGAGGUUGGAAUGCAAGGGAUCCUGAUCACCUGUAACAUGAAUGAGCGGAAAUGUGUAGCAGAAGCCUACAGCCUACUGAAUGAAUACGGGGAUCAGAUGUAUGGUCCCGAGAAGCUAAGUGAGAAAGACGAUGGGCUGACAGAAAGUGAGGAGGAUGAUGAUGAUGCAGAAGCAGCUCUAAAAAAAGAAGUUGAUCAAAUUCGCACUUCAACCGAGAAAAACCUGCGGAGAUUUCAGUCUGUGGAAAGUGGAGCAAACAAUGUUGUUUUUAUUAGGACACUGAAUGUGGAGCCUGAGAAGUUUGUGCAUCACAUAUUUAAAGACGUAUACACAUCUAAGAAGAAGAAGACCAGGGUCAUCCUCCGCAUGCUGCCAGUCUCUGGUACAUGUAAGGCUUUUCUUGAGGACCUGAAGAAAUACGCGGAGACAUUUUUUGCACCCUGGUUCAAAUCUCCCAACAAGGGAACCUUUCAGAUUGUAUAUAAAGCCCGGAACAACAACCAUAUGAACAGAGAAGAAGUGAUCAAGGAACUAGCAGGGAUUGUUGCAAGCCAGAACCCAGAAAACAAGGUGGAUUUGAGUAAGCCAGAAAACACUAUCAUAGUUGAAAUCAUAAAGAAUGUCUGCUGCCUUAGUGUUGUGAAGGACUAUACUGUGUUCAGGAAGUACAAUCUGCAGGAGGUGGUGAAGAGCAGUAAUGAGGAUAAUCCCCAACAGCCCACCAAGGAGAACAAAGAAGACACUCCAAAUUCUGCAGACAGCUAGAACUGUAUGUGAUGGGUUUUCAGCAAUACUUUUUAUGUUUUAUGGUAUUUACCUUUUAGGUCAUUUUAUGACCUGCACUAAAUCCUGUGUUUUGAUGGUGAUUACAUUUGACUGCAAUACAAAGGUAUUUCAGUUAUUUUGUCACCCGCAUUGGAGGGCAUUUAGUACAGGCAACAAAACAUUUCAUGUAUCGGCACUCUUAAAGGAUAAGUAAACCUUUAAAAUAAGUGUAAAAUUGAUGAGACUUUUGUCAUUUACAUUCAUUAUUUAUUUUCUUUUUAUUCCAAGGGAAUACAUGUCCUGUUCAUAUAAAUGAAUUUUGUUACAACAGCGCCACUUGCUGGUCAGUUUCCCACCAGUCUGACCACCAAGUAGUCAAGGAAGUUGUCAAGAGAUAGAAAGAGGCUGCUCUGAUGUUCUUCUGUUUAGGAAAGAUUUGAGAAAUGUUUCUAAUUGUUUUCCUAAGCAGAAGAACAUCAGAGCAGCCUCUUUCUUUCUCCUGACAACUUCCUUGACUACUCUGUGGUCAGACUGACCAGAAACUGACCAGCGGGUGGUGCUGUUGGAACAAAAUUCAUUCAUAUUAACAGGACAUGUAUCCCUUACUAUCUUGGAAUAAAAAGAAAAUUAAACAAUGAACGUAAAUGACAAAAGUGCUUAGAAUAGCACUCUCAUCAAUUUUACAUUCACUUAUUUUAAAGGUUUACUUAUGCUUUAAAGUGCACUCUGCUGUACUUGUUUAGUAUAAGCACAAUACACACGCAAAUGUGUUAUGUCUCCACUAACUCCCACCCCACGUACCACUAGAGUUUGAUGCUCCUCAGAAGACACCCCUGCCUACCAUUUUGUGCUACUUGUACUUGUAGGUCAGUAGAUGUUGUAAUGGUAUAGUUCCACUCUUUACCCUCUUCGAUGAACCCAGUGAAUUUAUUAAGUAAAAUAAAACAGCACCUGGAUUAUGUAGUUUGUAUUCUGUAUAAAUCAGGUGCCGUAUAUUAGUGGCCUGGUGUAAGAUUUUAUACAUUCUAGUAUGUAGGGCUUUUCUUCUCCUGGUUACGAGUGGAUGCUGUGGGGUACUGUAGUUUAUACUU
Xenopus laevis (African clawed frog) is the source of this 2045-nucleotide messenger RNA. It is a transcript of the gene thumpd1.S, whose product is annotated as THUMP domain containing 1 S homeolog. NCBI's taxonomy places the organism in Eukaryota, Metazoa, Chordata, Amphibia, Anura, Pipidae. Gene Ontology annotation, biological process: tRNA modification. Gene Ontology annotation, molecular function: RNA binding. The record is from RefSeq and is marked provisional.